AUGGGUACAGAGUCCAGUGCAAGAGACAAAAAUUUCAUGUCAGAAAACAUAAAAGCAAAGCUGCUAAAUAAUGGAAGAGUGGAAGAAUACCUCAAGUUGGAUAAAGAUGACAGUGAUAGUGCCUUAUUCACAAAGCUUUGUAAGGAAUCACUCCACAGUUUCUCCAAAAUAAAGAAAGAAAAGAAGACAAGAAAAUGUUUCAAUUGUUGGAAGUAUGGUCACUUGAAGUCCAACUGUCCCCAGAACCAAGUAUUGUCAAAAAAGGAUUCCAAGGGAAAAGAAAAAUCAUUUUUUUGUGCACUUGGUGUGUUGGAUUUCAACCAGAAUGAGUGGAUCACUGAUUCUGAAGCAUCAUCAUACACGAUUUCAAGGAAGGAAUGGCUCAGUUCACCAGAUAUCUCUUCCAUCAGGAAUGUUAUUCUUGUCCCUGGCUUAGCCACAAAUUUUUUAUCAGUUUCUGCCUUGGCUGAGAAAGACACCAUUAUUGUUCUUGACAAGGGUGGAUGUAAGAUGCUCAAAAGGAUGAGCUACUUCAUUCUGGGUCAGAGUCAAAUGGUAUUUAUAAACUAA
Schistocerca gregaria is the source of this 570-nucleotide messenger RNA. RefSeq lists its product as uncharacterized. The transcript has a single exon. Lineage: Eukaryota; Metazoa; Arthropoda; Insecta; Orthoptera; Acrididae. The record is from RefSeq and is a predicted model, not a curated record. Gene Ontology annotation, molecular function: nucleic acid binding; zinc ion binding. Bases 1 to 570 code for a protein of 189 amino acids.